GGAAUGUGGCUCUUAAUCUUUUACAACAAUUAGUAGAGUCGAAAAAAAGGAUUGUUGAGUUGGAAAAACAAAUUAAAGAAUUGCAGCAAAAUCUAGAACAACGAGCCGAAAUUGUUAUAGAACGGCGCGAAGAAUAUGUGAUAUUUGCCACCGGCGGGCAUUUAUGGGAAUUAAAAAAAACGGGAGUAUAUAAUUUAGGAGUAGAUUUAGAAAACUUUCAGCCCUCCUACGAGAUAAUUGCCGAAAAAAAAAAUUUGAUUGGAGAAGCCAUCGCCCAAGAAACCGCAAAAUCAUUAGGAAUAGACCCCAUUAAAUGCCAGCGACUACUUUUUUAUGAAAUAACUCCUCGCAGUAUUAAAGAAGCCUUAAGUAAUCCCUUGACUAUUAACCAGAAUUUGGUCGAAUCGCAACUUUCUCGCCAAGUAUUAGACCGCAUGAUAGGUUUUUGUCUUAGUACUAUUUUACAAAAAAAAUUGCAAGCCCUAUCGGCCGGUCGGGUUCAAUCGGUAGUUUUGAAAUUAAUUAUUGAACGGGAAGAAUUGAUUAAACAAUUUGAAAAGAAAAAACUCUAUAUCCUUUGUGGUCUGUGCCAGGUCAACAAGCAAAAAAUAACUCUCAAACAAGUAGAUGAGACUGGCGAAUUGAUUAUCUACAAAGAGAAAAGCGCGGCUGAAGAAAUUAAAAAAAAAUUGAGUUUAAUUUUUCAACUAGCCGGCCAAAAAGAAGAAAAAAAGUUCAUUCUCCCCAAGCCUCCCCUUAUCACUUCUUUAUUAUUAUUCGAAGCCAAAUCGCAACUAGGAUUUUCGGUUGGAUUAAUUACUUAUCCCCGAACGGACGCUACUCGUAUUAAUCAGGAGUUCACAAAAAAAACCCUUAAUGUUCAGGGAGCCCACGAGUCCAUUCAUCCUACUUAUUUGGAUUACCAGCCCGAAGAAAUUAAAAGUUCCUUAACGGAGGAAGAAUACAAAUUAUAUAAGUUGAUAUACAAUCACACUCUUGCCAGUUUAAUGA
Molecule: messenger RNA, 1011 nt
Organism: Racocetra persica
Lineage: Eukaryota; Fungi; Glomeromycota; Glomeromycetes; Diversisporales; Gigasporaceae
Source: the annotation of a GenBank genome assembly